Messenger RNA from Plodia interpunctella (Indianmeal moth), 1602 nucleotides. RefSeq lists its product as uncharacterized. Bases 186 to 1430 code for a protein of 414 amino acids. Lineage: Eukaryota; Metazoa; Arthropoda; Insecta; Lepidoptera; Pyralidae. The transcript has 15 exons. The record is from RefSeq and is a predicted model, not a curated record.
AGAAGAAAAAGAAGUAAAUUGUGUCUGUCUUUCAAAAGUAUUCAAUGUAGAAUUUUCACAAAAUUUCGAACAUGUAUCAAUGAACAAGACAAAUAAGAACAAAUCAAGAUGAAAUCAAUCCAUUGGGCGACUGUAAAUUCAGAGACACCAUUCUAACCAAAGCAUAUAACAUAGAAGAAAACAAAAUGUACCGCCCGGCAACUUUAAAACACAGUGUAUCAGACCAAAAUGUUUUUCUCACUUACGUGUGCACUAUAGAACACAUAAAACCAGAAAACUUCGAUCAAAAACGGAACAGCAGUAGUUAUUUCGAUGGAGAAGUGGAAGAGUUUGAUGAAGAAGAUCCGCCAAUUCAAGUGGAAAGAUCGAAAGCGCUCCACGAGCUUGUCGAAUCACAUAGAAACGAUAGGUCUAGUCUGAAAGGACCUGAUGAUUCGUCCGCUCGUCUCACUGCUACUACAUCAGCAGAGGACAGCGAUUAUUCCGAAAAUGACAACAAUGACGUGGAAAAGCAACCUAACAUCCUAAAACUUACUAAGAUGAAGUGGCUCACUGAAGAACAGCCAGGAUCUCCUGACUCUAGCUCACCAAACUUGACUCCAGCACUGUCAUCAACAAGCACAAACUGCAGCAGAGAAUCAGAAUCGGACCUGAAUGCUUCCUUCAGCAGUGACAAGUAUCUGUCCACCAUCCUACGUUUGGACAAGGAGCAUAACCUGUUUGGGCUGUCGAACAUAGCCAUCGUAGGAUCGCGACCAUCGAAGAAGAUCAAGAAUCAAGAUGACAGGCCCGUGUUCCACCAGACGGCGAUAGUGCAAGUGUGCUGUGGGAUGGGGUGCUGCAGGCAUAUGAGUAGAACAGAUUUGCCGGCAUCCCUAAAGUGUCCAACUUGUCGCCCCUGUUGCGGGAGCGCAUCUGGCUGCUCAACCUGCGCCAUCCCAUGUCCGCCUGCGGUGUGUCCACCGUCGUCAGCUUGCCCAAUAUGUCCAUCUGUAAAGUGCAAUGAAUGUCCCCAAAGCUUUGGAUUGACGAUAUCAAUUUCGAGAAAGCCGAAAUUUGAACCCUCACCGAUUGAAAUAACUCCGCGAUCCAGCUGUGUUCUUCAAAAGCCGUUUGCAGCAAGAUCCUGUCACCAUUGCCCUCAAUGCGUGCCACCGUCCUCUUGCUUCCCCUACCUAAUGCCCUGUUUCUGGCCUUCGCGCGCCGGCGCCCCCUGCAACAACCCAGCCCAAUGUUUCCACAACCCCCCCUGCAGACCCCCAAGGAAGAAGGGAACAGGACAGCCAGCAGGGAAGCCCGAAGUUUGCCCACCGAAAUGUGAAGAAAAUGCACAAAAAUGCAUCAAUCAAAGUUGUCUUGGUAAAAAUGCCGAGUUCAAAAAAGAAUUGGAGAAGCACUUUGGCAAAAAUGCACGCAAAGAGAGCCGUUGAGAUGUAUCCAGUGAUGAUUGACAAAGGAAAUUCAUCUUUAGUACAAGUUAUCGGAUCGUGUAGUGAAGAAAUCGAUAAUAAACUGAGAGGAAACGUUCGACCAAUCCGUUCAUUAUCUCGGCCGUGCAAAUGCGUCAUAGAAUAUAUAAAGAAAUACUGUCUACAACAUCAG